This is a messenger RNA of Melopsittacus undulatus (budgerigar), 2542 nucleotides long. RefSeq names its product solute carrier family 8 member B1 (gene SLC8B1). Gene Ontology annotation, molecular function: calcium:sodium antiporter activity. The record is from RefSeq and is a predicted model, not a curated record. NCBI's taxonomy places the organism in Eukaryota, Metazoa, Chordata, Aves, Psittaciformes, Psittaculidae. Gene Ontology annotation, cellular component: membrane. Gene Ontology annotation, biological process: intracellular calcium ion homeostasis; calcium export from the mitochondrion. Bases 82 to 1836 code for a protein of 584 amino acids. The transcript has 15 exons.
UAUGGGGAUGGGGGCCCUGGACCUGCCCCCUUUCCCCCUCCCCGGGAGCCGCUACCAGCGGUAGGUGCCCCCCAAGCCGCUAUGGGGCAGGGUGCUGUGGGGCCGGUCGGGGUGCUGGGCUUGGCCGGGGUGCUGGGGCUGGCCGGGGCGCAGCCGGCCGGGCCCCCCCCGCUGCUGCUGGACCCGAGGCGCACGGUCCCGCCCGGCGGGGAAGCACAGAGCCACGGCCGGGACCUGGAUUGCUGGGAGGUGCGAAAACACAACAGCUCUGAGUGGUGCCGCUUCAUCCGGAGCAACCCCGACUGCCGGCUGGACGGCGGCUUCCUAAACUACCUGGAGGGAGUGUUCUGCACCUUCCCCCCCCGGCUGCUGCCCCUCGCCGUCACCCUCUAUGCUCUCUGGCUCCUGUACCUGUUCAUCAUCCUUGGAGUGACAGCAGAGAAGUUCUUCUGCCCCAACUUGUCGGCCAUCUCCACCAACCUGAGGCUGUCUCACAACGUGGCAGGUGUCACCUUCCUGGCCUUUGGCAAUGGGGCACCCGAUGUCUUCAGUGCCGUGGUGGCCUUCUCCAACCCGCGGACGGCAGGGCUGGCCAUUGGGGCUGUCUUUGGUGCUGGUGUGUUUGUGACCACGGUGGUGGCUGGUGGCAUCGCCCUGGUCAAGCCCUUCACAGCUGCCUCCAGGCCCUUCCUUAGGGAUGUCAUCUUCUACAUGCUGGCCGUCUUCCUCACCUUCCUGGUGCUCUACUUCGGCAGGAUCACACUGGGAGAGGCUCUGGGGUACAUGGGGCUGUACAUCUUCUAUGUCCUCACCGUGGUGCUGUGCACGUGGAUUCACCGGUGGCAGAGGGGCGAUGGACCGGGCGCCCCUGGAGCCUGGGAGCCAGAGAUGCCGACGGAUGCUGAAGAGCCGGAGUCCUCGGGCACAAACAGUGGGGACUAUGGUGAGGAGUACCGGCCCCUGCUCCCCUCGCGGGAGCCCUCCCUGCGCAUCCUCACCACUGCCCUCAGCCCCCUGGACUGGCGCAAGUGGAGGAGGAAGCCCUGGUACUGGCGGCUCUUUAAGGUCCUCAAGGUGCCAGUGGAGCUGGUGCUGCUGCUCACCAUUCCCGUUGUGGAUCCUGACAAGGAUGACCUGAACUGGAAGAGACCCCUCAACUGCCUGCACAUCAUCACCAGCCCCUUGCUCUGCAUCCUUACCCUCAAGUCAGGCACAUAUGGGCUGUACCAGAUCCAGGGCGUCUUCCCAGUCUGGGGACUGGUCACACUGGUUGGCUCUGUCCUGGCCAUCAUCAUCUUCAUCACCACAAGCAAUGAGGAGCCACCCAAGUACCAUUGUGUAUUUGCCUUCCUUGGGUUUCUGGCCAGUGCCAUGUGGAUCAAUGCUGCGGCCACAGAGCUGGUGAACAUCCUCCGGACCCUGGGCAUCAUCUUCCAGCUGAGCAACACCGUGCUGGGCCUGACACUGCUGGCCUGGGGCAACAGCAUCGGGGACACGUUCUCGGACCUCACCAUGGCACGGCAGGGCUAUCCCCGCAUGGCCUUCUCUGCCUGCUUCGGGGGCAUCAUCUUCAACAUCCUGGUUGGUGUGGGACUCGGGUGCCUGCUGCAGAUGACCAGCAGCCAGCUGGUGGUGAAGCUGGAGCCCGACAGCCUCCUGGUGUGGGUGCUGGCCGGGGCCCUGGGGCUGAGCUUGGUCUUCUCCUUCGUGUGGGUGCCCGCGCAGUGCUUCCAGCUGGGCAAGGCCUAUGGCAUCUGCCUCAUCCUCUACUACCUGGCCUUCCUCUGCGUGGCCCUGCUCACCGAGUUCAGGGUGAUCCGGCUCUCCCCAGUGUGAGCGGCCUCACUGCUGGCAGGAGAUGAGCAUCCAGCUCUGCUUCCCGGAAGGAUCACUGGGAAUGCUGUCCCCUCUCUCCAUCCCUGCCAGGGGGACAAGGGCACCUCAAUCCCAGCUGUGCCGCUGGAGGCAUCCCAUGCCAGCCCUUGGAAGCUGUUGGAAAGGAGGAGGAGCUGUGAAGUCAUUAGCUAUGUCUUCUCCCUGCUCUGUUUAAGCUUGUUUAACUCAAGGUGCCUCUGAGCAGGUUAAGACCUUGGCUUCCACUGAUCUCAGUGGCAGAGGAGAAGGCAGCUCCAGCCCAUGGUCACAGCAGGAGAGGUUUUACUUCUUCAACCACUUCACUUUCCCUUCCCCAUCUCUAUCCUGGUUGCUCUGGGCCUGGGCACACCUGCUCCACAAGGUUACACUGGAGAACACUGCAAAGGAGAUGAUAUGUUCAUGCUGCAGGUUUGAAAUAGCUGGGGCAGAGAGAGAUGAGGUUAAGGUCAGCCAAAGCUCCAGGGCAGUGCAAGCAAAGCCGGAGCAAAACCAAACCCAAGGAGCCUGGGUUCCCCUGUCUUUUUAAGCUGUGUUUUUCAACUUGAGUUUCAGAUCUUAAUUCCCUCCUCCUGGGGUGAGCAGAGCUGGGACUGGGAGGUUUCCACACACAGCGUUGGCCUUGAAGCACUGUAAACCACACCAAACUGCAAUAAAACCCCCAAACCCA